AUGAGCCGUAGCGCCAAACUCGCCCCGGAAGCCAACAGGAUCCUCUUUGUGAAGAAUCUCAGCCAAAUACGCCAGGGCAUCGCUACCAACUCCAAGGGCACUGCGUUCGUGGUAUAUGAAGACGUCUCGGAUGCGAAACAAGCCUGCGACAAGCUGAACGGGUUCAACUUCCAGAACCGCUACCUCGUCGGUUGGUUUUCGUUCUACCAUGCGUUUAUACAUGUCUAUAUCCGACUAAUUGUACUCGCUGCAGUCCUCUAUCACCAACCAGAGAAGAUGAUAAGGUCAAAAACAGACCUCGCCGCGCGCCAGGAGAACCUCGAACGGCUCAAGAUGCAGCACGGUAUAGAUUGA
Messenger RNA from Microsporum canis CBS 113480, 354 nucleotides. RefSeq names its product pre-mRNA branch site protein p14. The record is from RefSeq and is a predicted model, not a curated record. Lineage: Eukaryota; Fungi; Ascomycota; Eurotiomycetes; Onygenales; Arthrodermataceae. Gene Ontology annotation, molecular function: RNA binding. The transcript has 3 exons. The coding region runs from base 1 to 354 and encodes 117 amino acids.